Molecule: messenger RNA, 5422 nt
Organism: Homo sapiens (human)
Lineage: Eukaryota; Metazoa; Chordata; Mammalia; Primates; Hominidae
Gene: TAOK3
Product: TAO kinase 3
Exons: 23
Coding region: 2040-4226 (728 amino acids)
Biological process (GO): positive regulation of JNK cascade; negative regulation of macrophage differentiation; positive regulation of stress-activated MAPK cascade
Cellular component (GO): plasma membrane; membrane raft; cytoplasm
Molecular function (GO): protein kinase activity; protein serine kinase activity; ATP binding
Source: RefSeq, marked reviewed
AGGAGCCGCACCUCGGACAGCAGCAGCGGCGGCGGCCGCGGGAGGGUCCUUGUGGCGCCGGGCGGCGGGGUCCUGCGUGGAGAGUGGGACGCAACGCCGAGACCGCGAGCAGAGGCUGCGCACAGCCGGAUCCGGCACUCAGCGACCGGACCCAAGGAUCCGCCGGGGAACAAGCCACAGGAGAGCGACUCAGGAACAAGUGUGGGAGAGGAAGCGGCGGCGGCGGCGCCGGGCCCGGGGGUGGUGACAGCAGGUCUGAGGUUGCAUCAUAAAUACAAAGGACUGAAGUUAUAAAAGAGAAAAGAGAAGUUUGCUGCUAAAAUGAAUCUGAGCAAUAUGGAAUAUUUUGUGCCACACACAAAAAGCAUCUGGCACAAUGUUUUUGUUUGGUUUGGUUUGGUGUUGUAAAGAGAGAGGAUCUUGCUAUGUUUGCCAGACUGGUCUCAAACUCCUGGUCUCAAGUCAUCCUCUCACCUUGGCCUCCCAAAGCAUUAGGAUUACAGACAUGAGACAUCACACCCAGCCCCAGCACAAUGUUGAAUGUACUGAAGAUUUACCCCCCAAAAAAAAUUGUCAAUGAGAAAUAAAGCUAACUGAUAUCAAAAAGCAGAGCCUGCUCUACUGGCCAUCAUGCGUAAAGGGGUGCUGAAGGACCCAGAGAUUGCCGAUCUAUUCUACAAAGAUGAUCCUGAGGAACUUUUUAUUGGUUUGCAUGAAAUUGGACAUGGAAGUUUUGGAGCAGUUUAUUUUGCUACAAAUGCUCACACCAGUGAGGUGGUGGCAAUUAAGAAGAUGUCCUAUAGUGGGAAGCAGACCCAUGAGAAAUGGCAAGAUAUUCUUAAGGAAGUUAAAUUUUUACGACAAUUGAAGCAUCCUAAUACUAUUGAGUACAAAGGCUGUUACUUGAAAGAACACACUGCUUGGUUGGUGAUGGAAUAUUGCUUAGGCUCAGCCUCUGAUUUAUUAGAAGUUCAUAAAAAACCACUUCAGGAAGUGGAGAUCGCUGCCAUUACUCAUGGAGCCUUGCAUGGACUAGCCUACCUACAUUCUCAUGCAUUGAUUCAUAGUUCUGUCUGCCAAUGCCUAAUGUCACCAUGAGGAAGGAAACUGAAUUUUCAAGGGAAGUUUUUAUAAAAGUUAUUUUGAAGCAUUUGAACCUUAUCAUUUUCAGCUUGACAUAAAUUUCCUCAUCUUCUCUGUUUUAUCUUUUCACUGACCAUCAACUUCCAAUUCAUGGUUUCUAGUGCUCAUUACACCUCAUGCCUUUUUUAAAAAGAAUAAGGAGUACAUCCACACCUUCUCAUUCUAAAUUACCAUAAUGAAAAAUGAAUUUUUUGAAUUAUAUUUUUAAAACUUUUUGCUAUAUAAUACCUCUAUUAGCUUUAGUAGUAACCACGUGCAAUUCUUUGUAGUAAUACAAUAGAAAUGUAAUUUCCUAACCCCUAAUCCUUGUUUGUUUUGAUCUUUCAGGGUCUUCUUUUUACUGUACAGAGUUAUUUUUAAAAUAUCACCUUCUAUAUAACAUGUACCUCAAAUGCCUUAGAGUUGCAGUUACAAUUAAAGACAGAGAGAAAGGGUCACAGGCAAGAAAGAAAAGGUAUGUGUGUAGUUGAGGUUUAUUGGUAGGUGGUCAAUACGGAAUCAUUGCAGGUUUGUUUAGGCUCCAAAAAUGUCACAUAAUUUGGAAAAGCAGAAAAAGCAGUUAAAAUUGGCACCAAUUUUCUCAGCACAGGGAAUACUAUUGAUAACUGGAUUUAGCCUUUAAGAAUAUGCCUUUGUAAGUGUAGCAGCUGAAUAGGUUUUCUUGUUCGCCAUGUCUGCCUUUUUUCUCAUUUGUAUUCCCUCCCUCUGAAGAAAGCUCUACCUUUAAGUAACUAGUAUGACCUACCUGCAAGUACACCCAGGAAUCUGGGCCCCCUUACAACAUGCAGUAAUUACUAAAUCUCCUUCUGGCUAUCUGAGCAAGGGAUAUUAAAGCAGGAAAUAUUCUUCUAACAGAGCCAGGUCAGGUAAAACUAGCUGAUUUUGGAUCUGCUUCAAUGGCUUCUCCUGCCAACUCCUUCGUGGGCACACCUUACUGGAUGGCUCCAGAGGUGAUCUUAGCUAUGGAUGAAGGACAGUAUGAUGGGAAAGUUGAUAUUUGGUCACUUGGCAUCACUUGUAUUGAAUUGGCGGAACGGAAGCCGCCCCUUUUCAACAUGAAUGCAAUGAGUGCCUUAUAUCACAUUGCCCAGAAUGACUCCCCAACGUUACAGUCUAAUGAAUGGACAGACUCCUUUAGGAGAUUUGUUGAUUACUGCUUGCAGAAAAUACCUCAGGAAAGGCCAACAUCAGCAGAACUAUUAAGGCAUGACUUUGUUCGACGAGACCGGCCACUACGUGUCCUCAUUGACCUCAUACAGAGGACAAAAGAUGCAGUUCGUGAGCUAGAUAACCUACAGUACCGAAAAAUGAAAAAAAUACUUUUCCAAGAGACACGGAAUGGACCCUUGAAUGAGUCACAGGAGGAUGAGGAAGACAGUGAACAUGGAACCAGCCUGAACAGGGAAAUGGACAGCCUGGGCAGCAACCAUUCCAUUCCAAGCAUGUCCGUGAGCACAGGCAGCCAGAGCAGCAGUGUGAACAGCAUGCAGGAAGUCAUGGACGAGAGCAGUUCCGAACUUGUCAUGAUGCACGAUGACGAAAGCACAAUCAAUUCCAGCUCCUCCGUCGUGCAUAAGAAAGAUCAUGUAUUCAUAAGGGAUGAGGCGGGCCACGGCGAUCCCAGGCCUGAGCCGCGGCCUACCCAGUCAGUUCAGAGCCAGGCCCUCCACUACCGGAACAGAGAGCGCUUUGCCACGAUCAAAUCAGCAUCUUUGGUUACACGACAGAUCCAUGAGCAUGAGCAGGAGAACGAGUUGCGGGAACAGAUGUCAGGUUAUAAGCGGAUGCGGCGCCAGCACCAGAAGCAGCUGAUCGCCCUGGAGAACAAGCUGAAGGCUGAGAUGGACGAGCACCGCCUCAAGCUACAGAAGGAGGUGGAGACGCAUGCCAACAACUCGUCCAUCGAGCUGGAGAAGCUGGCCAAGAAGCAAGUGGCUAUCAUAGAAAAGGAGGCAAAGGUAGCUGCAGCAGAUGAGAAGAAGUUCCAGCAACAGAUCUUGGCCCAGCAGAAGAAAGAUUUGACAACUUUCUUAGAAAGUCAGAAGAAGCAGUAUAAGAUUUGUAAGGAAAAAAUAAAAGAGGAAAUGAAUGAGGACCAUAGCACACCCAAGAAAGAGAAGCAAGAGCGGAUCUCCAAACAUAAAGAGAACUUGCAGCACACACAGGCUGAAGAGGAAGCCCACCUUCUCACUCAACAGAGACUGUACUACGACAAAAAUUGUCGUUUCUUCAAGCGGAAAAUAAUGAUCAAGCGGCACGAGGUGGAGCAGCAGAACAUUCGGGAGGAACUAAAUAAAAAGAGGACCCAGAAGGAGAUGGAGCAUGCCAUGCUAAUCCGGCACGACGAGUCCACCCGAGAGCUAGAGUACAGGCAGCUGCACACGUUACAGAAGCUACGCAUGGAUCUGAUCCGUUUACAGCACCAGACGGAACUGGAAAACCAGCUGGAGUACAAUAAGAGGCGAGAAAGAGAACUGCACAGAAAGCAUGUCAUGGAACUUCGGCAACAGCCAAAAAACUUAAAGGCCAUGGAAAUGCAAAUUAAAAAACAGUUUCAGGACACUUGCAAAGUACAGACCAAACAGUAUAAAGCACUCAAGAAUCACCAGUUGGAAGUUACUCCAAAGAAUGAGCACAAAACAAUCUUAAAGACACUGAAAGAUGAGCAGACAAGAAAACUUGCCAUUUUGGCAGAGCAGUAUGAACAGAGUAUAAAUGAAAUGAUGGCCUCUCAAGCGUUACGGCUAGAUGAGGCUCAAGAAGCAGAAUGCCAGGCCUUGAGGCUACAGCUCCAGCAGGAAAUGGAGCUGCUCAACGCCUACCAGAGCAAAAUCAAGAUGCAAACAGAGGCACAACAUGAACGUGAGCUCCAGAAGCUAGAGCAGAGAGUGUCUCUGCGCAGAGCACACCUUGAGCAGAAGAUUGAAGAGGAGCUGGCUGCCCUUCAGAAGGAACGCAGCGAGAGAAUAAAGAACCUAUUGGAAAGGCAAGAGCGAGAGAUUGAAACUUUUGACAUGGAGAGCCUCAGAAUGGGAUUUGGGAAUUUGGUUACAUUAGAUUUUCCUAAGGAGGACUACAGAUGAGAUUAAAUUUUUUGCCAUUUACAAAAAAAAAAAAAAAAAAGAAAACAGAAAAAAAUUCAGACCCUGCAAAACCACAUUCCCCAUUUUAACGGGCGUUGCUCUCACUCUCUCUCUCUCUUACUCUUACUGACAUCGUGUCGGACUAGUGCCUGUUUAUUCUUACUCCAUCAGGGGCCCCCUUCCUCCCCCCGUGUCAACUUUCAGUGCUGGCCAAAACCUGGCCGUCUCUUCUAUUCACAGUACACGUCACAGUAUUGAUGUGAUUCAAAAUGUUUCAGUGAAAACUUUGGAGACAGUUUUAACAAAACCAAUAAACCAACAACAAAAAAAGUGGAUGUAUAUUGCUUUAAGCAAUCACUCAUUACCACCAAUCUGUGAAAGUAAAGCAAAAAAUAAUAAUAAUAAAUGCCAAGGGGGAGAGAGACACAAUAUCCGCAGCCUUACACCUUAACUAGCUGCUGCAUUAUUUUAUUUUAUUUUAUUUUUUUGGUAUUUAUUCAUCAGGAAUAAAAAAAACAAAGUUUUAUUAAAGAUUGAAAAUUUGAUACAUUUUACAGAAACUAAUUGUGAUGUACAUAUCAGUGGUGACAUAUUAUUACUUUUUUGGGGACGGGGGGUGGGUGGGGUGAAGAGAUCUUGUGAUUUUUAAGAACCUGCUGGCAAGAGUUUAACUUGUCUUCAGCAUAUUCUGAUUGUAUCAUAAUCAUUUUCUGCUGUUGCAGAGGAUGUGAAUACACUUAAGGAGCUCACAGAAUCCCAGUAGCACAAAUUGGGCUUUGGCAAAUCGUGUAUUUUGUGUAUAGAAGGAAUUUAAGGAGAGGUAUUACUUAUUUUCAUAUUGUAUUUUAACUGUUUCUCUGAUCAAAUUUUUUUACUUCCUCCUCCUGUUCCUCCCCACCUCCCUCCUUUUCCAGUUCAGUAUUUGGAGUUCAACACUGUCUCUCAAUCAGAUCAUCUUGAUCUUUUUCUUUAUCUCCCUUCCCCUUCCUAAGUCCCAUUUCUUGGUCAUAAAUAUUGCAUUAUUCACACUUUCAAACUGUGUAUUUUCUUACAAUAAAAAAUGAUGAAAAAAAAAAAGGCUUUACUUCUUUUGCAUGCACUUUAAAAACAAAACAAAACAUUUUUCAGGUUCCAAGGAAGAGCAUGAUAACUGUCAGAGCUUUUAAUUAUAUUUGUAAAUAAAAGUGUUCAUCACA